This is a messenger RNA of Bipolaris oryzae ATCC 44560, 759 nucleotides long. RefSeq lists its product as uncharacterized. The record is from RefSeq and is a predicted model, not a curated record. The annotation marks the transcript as partial. Lineage: Eukaryota; Fungi; Ascomycota; Dothideomycetes; Pleosporales; Pleosporaceae. The transcript has a single exon.
CUAGAACGAGCCAAGGGACCCGGUAAGAGCAAGUGUAAUAGCAAAACCAACGAACCAGUCCAAACGGGCGGAGGCAUUGCCCGCCCAGGCACAUUUAUUUUGAACCGGGCGGGUUUAAUGGCAUCCAAGAAUGCCGGGGAGCUGGAACCUGGACCUGAGUCGAUGGAGGUUAUCGAUAUUGAGCCGAGCGGCGACAAUCCCGAAGAUGGAAAUACGGAGGAGGCGGCAAUCCUGGUAUCGUCCCAGGACUCUCCCAACCCAAACACUGCCCAUACUGCCCGCAAGACUGGACCCGCUAACAAUCAGACUACGAUCCCGAGCUGGUUUAUCUUUACUGGUUCUUCCCUCGGAAGCGCCCUGAAUACCGCAUCGAGUGCUAGCAACAAAAAAGACGCCAGAUCUCCGGCCACCGGCGAAAAGGUUGGCCAGACCAAACCUAAUGGCAAGAAGGGAAAUGCCACAAGCACUACUGCCGAAGGUAAGAAGAGGGUCCGUACAACAUCGGAAUCCAGUCCACGAGGCUUUCGUUUUAGGCGCAGGAUUGGCUCUUACGACUCUGCCACGGCAGAUCCUCCUGAGGAAUCCACUGGUUCCCCACAAGGGAAGGCUACCGCCACUGUCGACGUCGCCGGGGUAGAUGGCAGAAAAAAGGGCAAAGCACGCGCCCAGACGAGGGAAAGCGACGCGGAAGACAGGGACUUGUCGGAAUACAUUGACGAGUCAGAAUCCAUGUGGGAAAGCGAUGCAUCCGUAGAUUAG